This is a messenger RNA of Amoebophrya sp. A25, 162 nucleotides long. The record is from the annotation of a GenBank genome assembly. Lineage: Eukaryota; Dinophyceae; Syndiniales; Amoebophryaceae.
CGCACCUACGAGAACAACCCACAUUGACCUCUGGGUUUUUCAUGGGAAUACUGCUCGCAGCACUGCUCUGCGUAUACUACUAUGAGGUGAGCAAGACACAUGCCGCAAAACACAAAGGAGUGACACACAAUGAAUGGCAUAGAAUUCAUAUGCUACGAGUGG